AUGGCAGGUUCAUCGAAGAACUCGGAACCAUGCUCCAACAAGGCAUCAAACUUGUGUAGCAGCGGCUCUGGCGAGUGCAACAAGCAGUGCUCAACCAUCUGCGACAGCCCCGCCUCCGAGUCCUUCCACAAGUGUUCCGUCUGCAACCGCUCUGUCUACGACGACUCUGUCUACAACCUCUCUGUCUACGACUGCUUCGUCUACAACCUCUCUGUCUACGACUGCUUCGUCUAUGGCCGCUCUGCCUCAGACGACUGCUUUGUUUACGACUGCUACUGGAGACACCUGCAGAUGCGAUCGUCUCUCACCUCGAGCGAGACUGACAAGCAUCAGCAGCUGCUCAGCGAAAGCUUGCAGCUGCUGAGGCGCAGGGCGGAUACCCUCCCAUCAUCAUGCAGAAUCUCAGUUGAUCCCCAUGGUCCACUCCUGCUCUCGUCGCAUUCCCACGUUAUCCAGCUCCUGAUGCACCACUCUAUCACUCGUCUCACCCCCGCCGAUUUGCCUUCAGGUGCGGCUGCAAGUCAGGCUCUUGAAGUGAGCAAGAAUGAUCUCUGUGUUGAGGUUUUCGAUCCCGUGCAUGCUCGCUGGGUCAUCACUACCGUCACCGACAACCUCUCGUCUGAACUUGGUGGUCAAAAACCUGAGCUUCUCAUACGUGCCUGGGCACCUGGUCACGAACUCGCCGAUUCUGCCUGUCCCAGCUUGGAUGACCAUCUUGAUCGCCUCUAUGGUAUCCAGCACACAGCUCCGGAAAGUGACCUCACUGGUCUAGAUGUUACGACCAGCGAGCUGUUGCCGACCUCGCCAGCAGCAUUGGAACCAGCAAACGAUCCAGCAACAGCAGAACCAGCAAACGAUCCAGCUCCUGCCAUACAGGGCCAGCCCAACCCUUCCUUUCCGUCUGGCUUCUUCUUCUGCGACCUCUACCUUGGCGCCGAGCGUAUCCAGCAGUUGAACGACACUGGAAUGAAGACUGCAGAUGCCUUCAUGAAGGUCUUCCCGACAGUCGGCCAUUAUGCCGAGUCAACCUGGGGUGAUGUGAAACGACGAUUCAGGCAAGGGACUGCCGAAGAAUGUACCGAAUGGAUCAGCAAGGGUCGCACCCCUGGUGCAGCCUUUACACACUUUCGCCACCUCGUCAAGACACGACAACACUCUCGUGCCCUGCCAUUUGACCGAAAGCCUCCCCGACGAGGAAGAACAGCUCCACCUGUGGCUCCGAGUGCUCCAAUGGUCGUACUCGAGCAUGAGGAGCUACGAGCUGGUGGCCACUCAGCCCAACCAGCUGAGAUCGUCCUGCAAGCUGGUCAAGCAACUGGCAGUUCAAGCUCAAAUGCCUCUACCGAUGCAGAGCUCAUUCCUGAGCAAGCUGUCGACGAACCUGUGAUUGACUGGGAACCACCCCUCCCACAGCUUUUGUUCAAUUUAGAGCUCUUUCAAGAGCAAGCUGUCGACGAACCUACGAACGAGUGGGGACUACCUCUCUCACAGAUUCCAUCCGAUCUCGGUAUCACACCCUCUGCAACCAUGUUCAACCUAGGUGCGACAGAGCCCAGCCCACUGUCAGCAGACAGUGAGCUAGGCGACAAGGGUCCACUUCCAAGUGCCGAAGAGAUUGAUGAAUUUUUCGCAACCUUUACAAAUCCAUAA
Messenger RNA from Rhodofomes roseus, 1650 nucleotides. RefSeq lists its product as uncharacterized. The record is from RefSeq and is a predicted model, not a curated record. Lineage: Eukaryota; Fungi; Basidiomycota; Agaricomycetes; Polyporales; Fomitopsidaceae. The coding region runs from base 1 to 1650 and encodes 549 amino acids. The transcript is spliced from 8 exons.